AACUAAUGCACCUUCAGCACCUAAAGCAGCACCACAGCCAUGCUCACCCAGGGAAUAUUCUGAAGCCUGACUCAAACUGAAACAGUUUUUCCAAAGUCACACUUCAGCAUUCAAGGAUGAUCCACUUUGAGCGUCCCCCUCCAUUAGCCGGCCAGGUCGGGAGGAAUCCAUCAGCGGACAUGCCUCUCAGAUACUCCCACCACAGGAGGAAGGCGAAUGGCGCGAACGGCAGGAGGAUGGAGCGGCGCUGCAACCACAGGUCCAGGAAGCUGGCCGUCAUCUCCCGCUCCCUGAUCCUCUGCAGGUCCCAGGCCAGCGAUGACGGCUCCAGCCCAGAGGAGCAAUAUGCCGACUUUUGGGAAGGAGAGAGAGAGCAGGAGAGGGAAGGGCCCAGGAGGAAGCCGGAGAAAACGGCUCCAUCCUCGGCAGACUCCUUGGCUGCGCCUCCGCAGUGCCACCCAGGGGGGCUGAGGAGGAACAUGAGGAGGACUUUCUCCAUAAAGGAAAGCAGUAUCUGGAGAAUGUGUGUUGCGACUGGUGAGGACAGCCUGGGGCUCCAAAUCUCCGAUAAUAACAGCCAGCCAAGUGACAAAGGGCUCACUGUUGGCCAUGUGAAAAAUGGAGGGGCAGUGUUCAGAAACAGUUAUAUUCAGCCAGAUGAGCCACACCCACUCAAUGGAAAGUUUGUAAAUGGCCAUUCGCAGAUGGAGGUCGAGCCAGUGCUCCAGUCAGCCUCGCGGGGAGUGGACACAAUGACUUACACUGAUGAUUUUUCAUCUUGGGAAAAUAGUAUGCAGUUGUCCAGUCUUAAUGCUCCUCCAGUGCCUCCCACAGAUAGCAAGGACCCACAAUCCCUGAUCCACUGUAGAGAUAAAGAACACAUGGACGUAGAUGCUGGCCAUAAGGAGCCUAUUCUGGAGGUGACAGGGGAGAAUGGAGGAUGCUGGGAGAGAGAGAGGGCUGAACAAGGCUCAAAGAAUCCGUCAGCCAGCAAGAGGACCAGAUCCAACUCCACUAGUGUCAAUCCCUACUGGAUCGGAGACUUGGACACGCUCAUUAUGAAAUCGCCAGAGAUCUAUGGGAACCACACCCAGGGGAAUGCCGGCUUUUAUGGGAACAGGAAGUCACUGUCACAGCAGCUGGAAUUCCCUCAUGGGGUCACACAGGUGGCCCCCAGACCCUCCCGGUCCCUGAGCUCAGCUCUCCUGGUCCACUCCAGCAGCACCGUGCAGGCCUUCAUCAUCUGCAACAUCGUGCUCAUGAAGGGCCAAGGCAAGGGCCUGGGAUUCAGCAUCGUCGGGGGGGAGGACAGCAUAUACGGGCCCAUGGGAAUCUACGUCAAGACCAUCUUCCCCGGAGGGGCGGCGGCUGCUGACGGAAGACUGCAGGAAGGAGAUGAGAUCCUGGAGCUGAACGGGGAGUCUAUGCAUGGCCUGACCCAUGAAGACGCCCUGCACAGAUUCAAACUGGUAAAGAAAGGGCUGCUGACGCUGGCGGUGCGGACCAGCCUGCGCGUAGGGGCGCUGUCGAGCCAGGCCCAAGUGGCCCAGCUCUGCCGCUCACGCUCGCUCAGCUCCAGCGCGGGGAUUGCCAGAACCAGCGCCGACAUGAGUGAAUACAACUUCCUGCCCAACCCCGCCAAGCCCAAAGAUCGCAUUAUGAUGGGGGUAACACUCUAUAAAGAGGUGGGUGUGGGCCUGGGCAUUGGGCUCUGCUGUGUGCCCUCCGGUGAGGGCUGUCCUGGUAUCUACAUCCACACCCUCUCCCCGGGGUCCGUGGCGCACAUGGACGGACGUCUCAGGUGCGGGGAUGAGAUCAUCGAGAUCAACGACACCGUGGUUUACAACAUGACGCUGAACGACGUCUACAACGUCCUGAGCCAGUGCAGCCCGGGCCCCGUUCAGGUCAUCAUCAGUCGGCAUCCGGACCCGAAAGUGUCUGAGCAGCAGCUGAACGAGGCCAUAGCACAAGCUGUGGAGAACAGCAAGCUGAAGAAAGACAAGCACCACUGGUGUAUGGAAGGCUUGAGGAGGCCGGAGCCCUGUUCACACGGGAAGCAGAAGUGCGACCGCUGUGUGGAGAGGAGCUUCAGUCAGCUGAAUGGCCGACGGGCCCAGAAGGUGAUGACGCGCUCCUGCAGCGACAGCACCUACAACCACCGCUCCGUCGCCGGGCCCGUGGGCCCACCGCACACGCUCCAGCACCCCGACCUCAAGACCAGGGUCCACAGCGUGGACGUGUCCAUGCACUUCCCCCAUGUCCUCGGGCCCGAAGGCUGGACGGACGGCGGGCCCCCCUGUGCGGACGAAGACUACCACACCGCCUACAGCUGCUCCGAGUCCGGCUCCAGUCAAUUCCUCUCAGACCUCGGCGCCAGAGCCUCCAAACCCCAGCCCCCAACACCUCCCAAGAAGUACUACACACAACAGGAAGCGGCGAGUGAAGAGCCUGUUCUUGACUCGGAGGGGUCCAAUGGGGAUUCGCCUGUAAAGGAGGAGGCCUGGAAGUCUUCCCAUUCCCACUGUCGGGAAGCAGCUAGCAGUCUUUCUGAUGAAACUAAGGCAGCUCAUACCAGUUCUGUCACAGCAAGUUCCGACUUAGCAGAACACUCCUCCAGAGAAGACAGGAGACAUAAAGGUACUGAGCCGGCCGUCCUUGUCUGCUCCCAGAGUAAGAGGCCAGCACUGAGGAGGCAGGCCCACGUGGAACUGAUCCAGGAACAGCUGCAUGACCCCUGGGUGAGGAUCUCCGACAGCACAGAGGCCCAGUGUAUCUUACUGACCAUGAGUGAAGAGACCGGGACAGCUGACCUCAGCGGCUCGGCCACGCCAGAGGGCACCCACGUCGCCCUGGCCCCUUCCGAAUCCAAACCCGAGGAGCUGCUUAGCGCAAAGAAAGGACCUCCAGUCGCGCCCAAGCCCAAGCCCAGCUGGGUCCGGCAGAGCCUGAGGAGUGGGAAGGCUGCAGGACAACUGUCGGAGCCGACCAAACCUCCCAACAAGCGAGCCCAGGACGCGGGUAGAACAUUCGGAGUGAAUCUGAGAGCUACCUCCUCGACCUCAGCGAACCUGUCCAUCAAACAGAAGAUCCACUCGUUUGAGACGUUCUCUAGCUCGGAGACGCCGGUUAGGGCGAGCUGGAGGUCGGGCCCUUCUGCGUCGCACUCGUUAAUGGACAAGGUGCCCGGCCGAAGCGACGCUGUCUGCUCCUCCACGGAUGCCGGCAGUACGGUUAACAGGAAGCUUGCGGUGAACGGAACGCCCACGGCAACCCGCACAGCCCACAACGAAAGCCCAUCCCCUGACCCUGCUGCUGCAGGCACUGCUGACCUGACCCCAGGCACGAGUGCCAUCACAGAGACCUGCAGUUCCCAAGAGGAACUGCCUGACCAAAGCGAACGCGAAGUGGAGGUUCCCGUCACGGAGCUUUCAAACGACCCGGAGCCUUCAAACGACCUGGAGCCUUCAAACGACCUGGAGCCUUCAAACAUCCCAGAGCCUUUAAACGACCCAAAGCCUUCAAACGACCCAGAGCCUUCAAGCGACCCGAAUCCUUCAAGCAACCCAGAGCCUUCAAACGUCACAGAGCCUUCAAACGACCUGGAGCCUUCAAAUGACCCAAAGCCUUCAAACAUCCCAGAGCCUUCAAACGACCAGGAGCCUUCAAACGACCCGGAGCCUUCAAGUGUCCCAGAGGCAGACAUUCAAAAGGCUUCUCCACCUCCUUCGCGCCCCAGCAGGUGUGACAGCCCUGUUACCAUCCCUAAAAGCCUCCCUGCUGAAGAACCUCUGCCACUUGCAAGAGACCUUAUAUCUCUCAAACAGGCCAGCCUGCGGACCAGGAGUCUCCCACUGAAUGCCUCCCUCUCUUCAGACGGCCCGACUCUCCGGGUGCUGGAUGGCGAGAGCCUGGGGAAGAUCCUCUCUUUCAGUAACCAGGUGUCCCAUGCACUGAUCCGCUCCAUGCGCUCUCUGCCUCAGUCUCCCUGCUCUUGGCUGGGUAAUCCCUGGCACCACCCUCCGGGAUCUCCCCUGAUCAAGCCUGAUGAGGACACCCCAUUGGCUGAAAAGAUCCCCCUUUCCCCGGGACCUGAUAGCAGUGAACCGGGCUUCUCUGUCAGUCUGGCCGAGCUGAGGGAGUGCACCAUUGAGAGGGGAGAGGAGAUCAGCGAGGAGCGCCCCGCCCAGUCCAACCCCUCCUCCACCUGCGCCCAGUCCGUCAUCUCCGCCAUCCCGUCCGAGGAGGUGGAGAGGAUGAUCCAGGAGGUCCGAGCGCUGGAUGAGGAGACCCUGAAACAAUUUGAGGACAUUCAUGUUGUCAUCUUGCACAAAGAGGAGGGUGCUGGCCUGGGCUUCAGUAUCGCUGGAGGGAUUGACCUUGAGAACAAAGCAACCACUGUUCACAAAGUAUUCCCCAACGGACUGGCAGCGCAGGAGGGAACCAUAGAGAAGGGAGACGAGGUGCUGUCCAUCAACGGGCACACGCUGAAGAACGUGACGCACAGCGACGCCACCGCCACCCUCCGGCAGGCCAGGACCAUGAGGCAGGCGGUGGUGGUGGUGUGCAAAACCAAAGACGGAGAGAGGAACGGAGGCGGCACCAAAGAGCCGGUCCACAGCAGCACAGAGCAGAACCUCACAGAGGGUGCAACUCUAACACUGGAGCUGGAGAAGACUGCAGGUGGAGUGGGGUUUAGUCUAGAGGGAGGCAAAGGCUCCAUCCAUGGAGACAAGGCCAUUGUCAUCAAUAGGAUUUUUGCAGGUGGUGCUGCAGAGCAGGGUGGGAUCCAGUCCGGGGAUGAGUUGCUGCAGGUUCAGGAUGCUGUCCUACAGGGGCUAACACGCUUUGAGGCCUGGAACAUUGUCAAAGCCCUUCCCGAGGGGCCUUACAAAGCCGUCAUCAGGAGGAAGGAGGCAGAGCUGCCCUGAAUUAUGGCCACUGAGGUCUAUUCCAGUCUUCAGAACAGUACUGUAAUGUUGUAUUGCCUUACAGACGGUCACUUUAUCAUAUUUCAUUACCAUGUGUUUACACUCUAGGUAUUUUGCCUCUUUUAAUCCUCAGAAAAACUUAAUCAGGGAAGCCAGUAAACACAUUCAUGUUCACUCAUUUCAAUAUUUGGCUUUGCACAGACACUGUAAACACAGGUAACAGAUUACAUUUAACAAAAGCAGGAGAUGAGAAAAUGUUUUUACUUGAUUUUUGACUUUGAAAGGUCAACUCAACUUUCAUUAUACAAUUAUUUCAGAGUUUGCAACAAGGUAUACUACAGCAAUGUUUCAACGCAUUUAAUACAUCUAGAUUAAUUUUGAAAAGUCUGAGAAAUCGUGGAUUGCCUUGGAAUUUUUAAAGAUUUAUUUGUAUUACAGGAGGCAAUGCUGGCUGUAACAGCACAGUUUUUCAUGCAACUAUGUCUCACUUAAAAGGUUAUAUUCAGGCAACAUGUCAGGCUUGGGUAAAUGUCCUAGGGAUAUUAUAAAAAUGUAUUUUAAUUAUUUUGUACAGACUAAAAAACAUAUGAUAAAUAUAGGUUAUAAUGCCCAGAUGUUAAUGUGGAAAAAUUAUGCUUUGGGUAGAUUUAAUUUUCAAAAGUAAAGCUGAAAUAAUGAACUAAAA
Conger conger (European conger) is the source of this 5613-nucleotide messenger RNA. It is a transcript of the gene il16, whose product is annotated as interleukin 16. The record is from RefSeq and is a predicted model, not a curated record. Gene Ontology annotation, molecular function: cytokine activity; CD4 receptor binding. Gene Ontology annotation, biological process: leukocyte chemotaxis; induction of positive chemotaxis. The coding region runs from base 117 to 4928 and encodes 1603 amino acids. The transcript has 22 exons. Lineage: Eukaryota; Metazoa; Chordata; Actinopteri; Anguilliformes; Congridae.